This is a messenger RNA of Hirsutella rhossiliensis, 738 nucleotides long. Its product is annotated as isochorismatase family domain-containing protein. The record is from RefSeq and is a predicted model, not a curated record. The coding region runs from base 1 to 738 and encodes 245 amino acids. NCBI's taxonomy places the organism in Eukaryota, Fungi, Ascomycota, Sordariomycetes, Hypocreales, Ophiocordycipitaceae. The transcript is spliced from 2 exons.
AUGGCCGCCCAAGAGCCCUUUGUCCCGGCCCUCAUCGUCGUCGACUUUCAGCAAGACUUUUGCCCGCCCAACGGCUCCCUCGCCGUCCCCGACGCCCGCUCCAUCGCCCCGGCCAUCAACGCCCUCCUCGCCCUCCCCUUUGCCCUCAAGCUCGCCACCCGCGACUGGCACCCGUCCGACCACGUCUCCUUCGCCGCCAACCACGCCGCCGCCUCGCCCUUUACCUCGCUCGCCACCGUCGUCCACCCGGCCGACCCCUCGCGCUCCUACGACACCACCCUCUGGCCCGUCCACUGCCUCCAGGACGCGCCUGGCGCCGCCCUCGUCCCCGAGCUCGACGUCGCCCGCCUCGACGCCGUCGUCGACAAGGGCACCGACCCGCGCUUCGAGAUGUACUCGGCCUUCUACGACCCCUUUCGCCUCACGGAUAGCGGCAUCGCUGCCCGUCUCGCGAGCCGCCGCGUCACUCAUGUCUUCGUCGUCGGCCUCGCUGCCGACUACUGCGUAAAGGCCACCGCAGAGUCCGCCGCCGACGAGGGCUUCACCACCUAUAUUGUCGACGAGGCCACCAAGCCUGUCUACCCGGACAAGUGGCCUGCUUCCGCCGGCCAUGUCCUGGCCAAGGGCGUCAGGAUUGUCUCCGUGGCCGGCGACGAGCUCGCCAGGGUCAAGUCUGCUGAAGGGGACCAGACUUGCCACGACAGUGACUGGCGUGGCACACCUGCACGUGGGCUCUAA